Molecule: messenger RNA, 592 nt
Organism: Leptopilina heterotoma
Lineage: Eukaryota; Metazoa; Arthropoda; Insecta; Hymenoptera; Figitidae
Exons: 4
Coding region: 18-569 (183 amino acids)
Source: RefSeq, a predicted model, not a curated record
UUAAAAAGUCAAAUACUAUGGGCGUGUUGCUGGAACAUAUAUACCACCAUGUCAACACACUGAGGCAACCCUUUGAAGAAGAAUUUGAGUUUGAUGAAGUAAUGACUGAAUUUCCUGUGACAUCAGCAGAUGACGUCCAGCUCAUCGAAAAUAAACUUAAGGAUGAUGCUUUUUUUACUAAAGUUGUAAAAGCGUUAAAAUCGAUUGGAAAGUUUACGACCCUUAGUAUGACCGUCAAAAAUGCGAUGAAUAAAAUCCUAUCUCCACAGGUCGGAAUGACUUUCAGCUAUAAGGGAAGAAGUGGUAAAAAGCCAGCAUUUCUCGAAACAUCUAUGCAUAAAGUUGUAUUUCAAUCCGUUCGAAAAUUAUAUAAAAAGAAAGUUGAAAACAACGAAAUUCUUCAUUGGAUGCAGAAUUGGAUGGAGCAGUGUUCUUCUGAAGUGAAACGAAAGAAGGCAAAGGAGGAAAAGCAGAGGAGAGCCGAAGAAGCCCAGAUUCUUCUUGAAGAUGAUGAUGACGACGAUUAUGACGAUGAUGAGACCGAGGAUAAGGAUAAUGAGAGUGAAUAAGUGAUGCACUGAAAAAAAAAUUA